AUGGCGGCCUUUGAGGAGUGCCACGCGAAGGGCUUUCUGUGGAAAGCGGCGGGCAUGUGCAACGACGCCAAGUCCAAGUUGAGCCUAUGCCUCAAGGCCGAGCGGGCGAAGCGGGUGGUGGCCAACCGAUCGGAAGCACAGGAGAAGCGCGACAAGAUCCGGGCGAUGUGGAAGGAUAUUGACGAGAACUCAUGA
Sporothrix brasiliensis 5110 is the source of this 195-nucleotide messenger RNA. Its product is annotated as cmc1-like, cytochrome c oxidase biogenesis protein. The coding region runs from base 1 to 195 and encodes 64 amino acids. Lineage: Eukaryota; Fungi; Ascomycota; Sordariomycetes; Ophiostomatales; Ophiostomataceae. The transcript has a single exon. The record is from RefSeq and is a predicted model, not a curated record.